AGCAGUGCGAUGGGAGCGGGUGCCCGUGUGCAGAGGGAUCCUCUCCCCGCAUGUGUGCGGGGGACCGCGGUGUCGGGGCAGGGCUCAGCGAGGCGGCUGCUGCAUGCGGCGCAGCCCGCCGGCGUACCGCAGCGCCGGGCUUCGCCUCGCUCCGCGCCCCGGCGCUCGGCGCGGCCAGGGGGGCUCGCAGGGGCGGGCGCCCGGCUGCCCCCGCCGCUCGGUGCCUGCGCGGAGCUGCCGGAGGGGAGACCUCGCGGGGAGAGCGGCGGAGCGCAGCCGAGCGGGGCCGCGGCGACCCCGGCCGCCGAGAUUCUUUAUCUUUGUUCAGGAGCCUAAGGUUGCUUGCUGAUCACAAGAAGAUGUUUCUGUGGUUCUUUCUGGUUCUGUCAUCUCCAGUUUCUUCUACAACUGCAGAUGCUGAUAUAUCUGUGGAAAUUUGCAAUGUUUGUUCCUGUGUGUCAGUUGAGAAUGUACUCUAUGUCAACUGUGAGAAGGUUGCAGUCUACAGACCAAAUCAGCUUAAACCACCAUGGUCUAAUUUUUACCACCUCAACUUUCAAAACAACCUGCUAAUUAUUUUAUAUCCAAAUUCCUUUCUUAAUUUUACACAUGCCGUGUCCUUGCAACUGGGUAAUAAUAAGUUACAGAACAUUGAGGGAGGGGCCUUUAUGGGUCUUAGUGCAUUAAAACAGUUGCACCUGAACAACAAUGAAUUAAAGAUUCUCCGAGCUGACACGUUCCUUGGCAUAGAGAACUUGGAGUAUCUCCAAGCUGACUACAAUUUAAUCAAGUUUAUUGAACGGGGAGCCUUCAAUAAGCUUCACAAGCUGAAAGUCCUGAUUCUUAAUGACAAUCUGAUUUCAUUCCUUCCCGAUAAUAUUUUUCGAUUUGCUUCUCUAACCCAUCUGGAUAUACGAGGGAAUCGAAUACAGAAGCUUCCAUACAUUGGAGUUCUGGAACACAUUGGACGAAUUGUCGAAUUGCAGCUGGAAGACAACCCCUGGAAUUGUACUUGUGAUUUGUUGCCUUUGAAAGCGUGGCUGGAGAACAUGCCCUAUAACAUCUACAUUGGAGAAGCUAUCUGUGAAACACCCAGUGACUUGUAUGGAAGGCUGCUGAAAGAAACCAACAAGCAAGAGCUGUGCUCCAUGGGGACGGGGAGUGAUUUUGAUGUGCGCGUUCUGCCUCCUUUGCAGCUGGAGCCCGGCUACAGCACACCGAAUGGCCACACCACUCAAACAUCAGUGCACAGAUUAGUCACAAAGCCGCCAAAGACUACAAAUCCUUCAAAGAUCUCGGGGAUAGUAGCAGGCAAAGCACUAUCUAAUCGCAAUCUCAGUCAAAUCGUAUCUUACCAGACCAGGGUGCCUCCUUUAACUCCGUGUCCAGUCCCCUGUGUUUGCAAAACGCAUCCUUCAGACUUGGGAUUAAGUGUAAAUUGCCAAGAAAGAAAUAUAGAGUCAAUGGCCGAACUUGUACCAAAACCCCUAAAUGCCAAGAAACUGCAUGUAAAUGGCAAUAAUAUUAAGGAUGUGGACACUACAGAUUUCCUUGAGUUUGAGGGGCUGGAUCUGCUACAUUUAGGCAGCAAUCGGAUUUCAGUGAUCAAAGGAGAAGUUUUCCGCAACCUUACAAAUUUACGGAGAUUGUAUCUCAAUGGCAAUCAGAUAGAACGUCUGAGCCCAGAAAUGUUUGCUGGGCUCCACAACCUGCAAUAUCUGUAUUUGGAAUACAAUGUUAUCAAAGAAAUCCUAGCAGGCACCUUUGACUUAAUGCCAAAUUUGCAGUUGCUCUACCUGAACAACAAUCUUCUACGAAGCUUGCCGGCAUACAUUUUUGCUGGUGCACCACUUGCUAGACUGAAUCUGAGGAACAAUCAUUUCAUGUAUUUACCUGUAAGUGGCGUUCUUGAUCAGCUAAAAUCUCUUACACAGAUUGAUUUGGAAGGUAAUCCGUGGGACUGCACUUGUGAUUUAGUUGCUUUAAAACUGUGGCUUGAAAAGCUAAAUGAAGGUAUUGUGGUGAAGGAGUUGAAAUGUGAAACACCUGUACAGUUUGCUAACAUUGAACUUAAGUCUCUGAAAAAUGAGAUCCUCUGUCCUAAGCUUUUAAACAAGCCAUCUGCUCUGUUCACUAGUCCUAUGCCCGCUGUUACUUUUACAACGCCACUGGGACCGGUUCGGAGUCCUCCUGGUGGCCCAGUUCCAUUGUCCAUCCUAAUCUUAAGCAUAUUAGUUGUGCUUAUUUUAACAGUGUUUGUUGCUUUUUGCCUUCUUGUUUUUGUGCUUCGGCGCAACAAAAAACCAACUGUAAAGCACGAAGGGAUUGGAAAUCAAGAAUGCAGUUCUAUGCAACUGCAGCUAAGAAAGCACGAUCACAAGUCAAACAAAAAAGAGGGACUAGGUGCAGAGGCCUUCAUUCCUCAAACCAUUGAGCAGAUGAGCAAAAGUCAUACCUGUGGCUUAAAAGAGUCUGAAACGGGCUUCAUGUUUGCUGACCCACCAGGGCAAAAAGUCAUUCUGAGAAAUAUUAAUGACAAGGAGAAGGAUUUAUUGCAUGUGGAUACCAGAAAAAGACUUAGCACAAUCGAUGAACUGGAUGAGUUAUUCCCUGGGAGGGAUUCCAAUGUAUUUAUUCAAAAUUUUCUUGAAAGUAAAAAAGAAUACAACAGCAUAGGGGUCAGUGGCUUUGAAAUACGUUAUCCAGAGAAACUACAAGACAAAAAAAGCAAGAAAUCUCUAAUAGGUGGUAAUCAUAGUAAAAUUGUAGUAGAACAAAGAAAAAGUGAAUAUUUUGAACUAAAAGCUAAACUUCAAGGUUCACCUGACUACCUACAAGUCCUUGAAGAACAAACAGCUUUGAAUAAAAUAUAGGUCAUACAAUCUUAUCACCUACAGAGGACAUUUAUUUAAUGAUGAAAGUGCCUUUUGUUGACUUUUAACUUCCAAAUGCUCUAUUAUAUUGGUAGGCAUAGAGGCAGGUGUAUCCAAGGGUGUCUGAUUAACUGUAGCUGCAUACGAUUUGUCAAGUAGAGGAGAAUUUCCUUAAUAGAAUUUCCUACAUAAAGCUCAUGCCCUGUGGAAUUCUGUAGGGAUACUGCAAACUCUAUUGCCAAAGGGAUGCUUUAUACACGUUACACUGAAUUUAACCUCAAGAGGCAUAUAUGUUUUGUACCUUAAAUGCAAAACCAUCGUCUCCUUGUGAUUUGUUAGAACAAACACAAGAAACCUGGUACUGGUAUUUGUACCUCAGCUGGGUCCUUCAUCCUGCACGUGGAUUUAAGUUGGUGGAACUGGAGUAAUCCUUUGAUUUGUGGUGUUGUAAUGGCACUGUUUAAAGAUUAUCUGGAAAGUAACAAGCAUGCAAAGAGAGAACAUUCGAUAGUAUGUGUAAAUUGGUUACAUUUAUGGCCUGCAUCUUGAAACCACUGGAAUUAUAAUGUUAAAUUGUGCAAAUAUUUGUUUAAAAUAUACCAUGCAUUACAUACCUAUGAAAUAAAUUUGACCACUUGAAGCAUACAUGUCUAUACAUAAAAUUAAAAGAAAAAAGAGAGAAAAUAGUUCAACCUGACUUCUGCAGUAUUUGUGGCACCUGAAGAAAACAUUUGAGGUUUAUGCAGAAUCUGUUGUAAGACUCAUCUCCAAUUAAAUCUAGAGUUCCUUCUCGGUUAUGUGAAACGCUUGCAACCUCAACAGGUUGUCCAAUAUUGUGAAAGUGCUUACUAUGUGAGCGUAGCAGAAAUUAUUUUUGUAAUAUAAUUCAUAUUUAUGAAAUACUUUGUAUACUAAAUAGGAAAAAAUAUGUACUCCUUAAUAUGUAUUUAAUAUGCCUGACUUGUUUUCCCGAUCACAAUGCAUUAAUCAUUCAGUAUAAAUAAAAGCAGAACAAUAUACCAAACAGAAACCGGGGAUGUGAUGUAUAGAAUCAUCCAGAAUUAAGUGAUCAGAUAUAAUAAUAAUAAAAUUGUUCUGUACUAUUCUUGUGAAAUUAGCAUAUUAUCUUAUUUCAGAUUUGUUACCAAUUGUGCAUUUUAAAAUAGAUUCAUUAGUUUUUUAGUAUUGUGUCUCAGGCAGUUAUUUGCCAUCAGUUGUCUUGCUUUUCAGGGUUCUACAGCUUAACCUAAAUAGUUUUCACUACAAGUAUUUACAGAAUUCAUGGUAAGGGUAAUAUUUUAAUUGUAUAUGCAUAAGUUUUCUGUUCUUAUUAUCUGUCUGGCUGCUGUCAGUCAGAAGAAACUGAAUCAGAACAGUAAACAAAAUGGCAAAUCAUGUCUAUUUAAAACCACAGUGUAAAAUGAAUAUAGUGGUCUCAGUUCAGAGUAUUGUGUAGCUCGUAUCUAGAGAGUGAAAACCUGCCUUUGUGAAAGCUGAAUCUGAAUAGCUAGGAAAAAAUAGUCAGGAGAAUGGAAAAUCCCCACUGUAUCUCAUUGAUAGAUAGUACCUUGAGAUGAGAAUGGAGAUAUAUUGGUAACAUAUCAUACAACAGGUCUAUACUAUGAGAUUAACAAAAGUUCUUUGACUUGAAAAGGAAUUUUUUCAUUCAUUUAAAUGAGCUUUGGAUAAGACCAUCUAUCCCCUUUGCUUCCAGAACCUUCCCCUCCGCCUUUUAUAAUCAAUACAUAAAUCAAUUAAGAUUAGUAGGAUAUAAACAUGAAUGUUUUUCAUGAAUGUGAAACUAGCAAGUAUUAUAGCAAGACCCAAUCACAAUACUGUGGAGAAGGCUGUGUCAGCUAUUUCCAUUAUAAACCUCUAAUUUCAGGGCUUUAUGACUCUGCUGUGAAAUUUGUAUUCUGGAAUGGUACCUGGCAAACAGCCUGCAGUAUAUUUUUAACAAAGGUGAAAAAAAAAAAAAAAAAAAAAGGCAAAAAAAAAAAAAAAAAGCUGCUUCUUUAUUUAAGAGAAAGCAAAACAAAACAUUUUUCUACUUUCAGAUAUUUGUUUAUGCUCUUGUAACUUAGAAAGAGGGUCACUUUAUUAUUUUCCGCCAUACUACAAAGUAUAUACAUGACUUAAAAUAAUAAAAUUAUAACAGAUAAAUUAAUGGCUGAGUUUCUUUCAAAAAGCUGCUGUUAUCAAUGCACAAUAAUUGACUUCUUUCAGGAUGUUAUAGAGAUUUUCAGGACACGGACACUAUGUGCAUAAGCAUUUCUAGCAUAAAAAGUUCUUGGUUGACUAAUGAUUCAAUAAGUGGCUGAGGCUUGAAUAAGAACAUUUGAACUUACUCUGUCAAGAGUCUGUGGAUUAAGGAGUGUUGCACAUGCACUGAUAUAACAGACUGUAAUGGUUCCAUCAGUAGGCUAAGAAUAUUGGGUCACUGUGCCUGCUCUGCAUGGUGCUGCAUGGCUUUCGGGAUGUGUCUGGGUUUACUGGGAUUUGCCAAAGCGUGAGGCUCCUGACGCACUUCAGUGCAUUGUCAGAGACUGUCAUGUCCCAUACCCUGCUGAAAGGCAUGCAUUUAAAAUAUUAAAAAUAGCCAAUAAGCCAAUACUUUUAAGUGAUGGUAAAAGUGAUAUGCUUAUGACUCAUGUUGUCCUGAGUUAAGAUAAAUGAUCAUGCCUUCUUCAGGUAAAAAAAUAAUGGUGGGGGUUUGUUUGUUUUGUGUUCUGGGGUGGGGUUUUUUUUUUGGUUUGUUUGGUAUUUUUGGUGGUGUUUUGGGGUAUGGGGUUUGGGGUUUUGUUUGUUUGGUUGGUUGGUUUUGGUUUUUUUUUAUGAGAUCUUCUAUUCAGUGAUCAAAAGAGGAAGAACUGAACCGUUAUCCUGUACCAUUAUACGGGGUCGUAAACUGGGUAAGAUUUUCAUUGAGGUCCCAACCCAGUAAAGUGUUUAAACUCAGCCUAAAUCAUGUGCAGAGGUACUUAUUCAUGAGCUAGUAAUUAAACACCUGCCCAAGAGUGAGGUUUAGAUAGGGUUUUGUCAUUGACUUCAAAAAAAGCCAGCUCAGAAACAUUGUAUAUAAUACACAGAGCCCAGCGACUCUUUUGGGAUUAUGCAGUUGAGCGUAGGUUCACCAGCAUCAAUAAAGGUUGCACAGCCUGAGCCUAGAAAUGGUUCCUAAGUGUUUUACAUAUAUGAUGCAGUAUGUAGGCAUAAUACUGUGAGUGAAGAAUGCAGAAGUUGGCAAAAUCACUAUAUUUCUGUGAAACUGUUACUUUGAAUGACAACUUUUAUGUCAGUUGAUUUCCUCCAUGUUUUGAAGCAGUGUAUGUGUCUGCACAGCAGUUUUAGCGUAAUGUUCAUUCAAAUCUAUAGUCAGUCUGUCUGGGAAGGUGACUCUUCGGAUGUGGCUUAAGAGAUUUGUCUGUUCAUUAUAUUGGUUUGAGUGGCCAUGCUUGUAAAAUGGCUGUUAAGACCCAUAGACAUAAUCAGUGAAGGUGUUAAUCUGUUGUCUUCAUUGUAUUAUAAAGAAAUUUCCAUUUUUAAAUGAAAUCAAUAGUGUAAUCUUUUCUUCGAAAAAGAAAAAAAUUGUGCAAUUUUAUCAGAAAGCAACUACCAUGGUGCAAGAACACAAGACCAUUAGACAAUUUACAUUUUGCAUUUAGUGUUCAAGAUUGAUAAUAAUAUAGAAAUCUAGUAUAAAAGUCUUUAAUUAUGUUUUUUAAAAAGCCAUAAUAAUUACAUAAAUUAUAAAAGGCAUGGCCUUGUGAAUAGUGUUAACAAAUGUUUCAGAAUCAACAAAAUACAUCCAGAACUUGAUGGUGGUAUAAUAUCUAUAAUAUCUUUUGCAUGAUUUGUACAUUGAUAUUGUAUGAAAUGAGCACAGUGAGAUUUUUUUUUUUUUGGUUGCAUCCAAAGAGUUAGGAAGGAAAUAUAACAAGAAUGUAUUUAUAAUCACUCUAUUUUGAAAUAAAGUAAAGAAAACAAAAUUUAUUGGUUUUACCCUGCUUCAAUCAUUGUUGUUUUAGGUUAGUUUAUAAUUAAGAUAGUUACUUAUAAUAUCAAGUCCAGUGUAAAACAUAGAAAACUAUUGUUUAUGAGUUUUGUUUGCCUUCAACAGCAUCAAAAUAUUAGCCAGCGUUGACUUAAACAUUUGUAUAAAAUAUUAAUAAAUUUGGUACUAUUUUAUUUCUGAAACUAGACUUUGUUAAGUGCCUGUAAUGUUCUCCUUCAGAUAAUUUGUAUUUAACUAUAAAAUAGUUAAACGGUAAUGUUUUCUAAUCACCUUGACAAUUUGUUAUUAAUUUUUAUGAAUUGUCUAACAAAACCCUCCUGGCCUCUGUAUAUAAAAUUGUCCCUCCAAAUUCACUGAAAUCCUUUUGCAUUAGUAGCACAAGCAGAAUUUAGUUUUUAGUUGGAUUCUGAGAUCUCCAACACAGAAGUAUUAGAGGAACAAUCACAUGAACAAUCACAUAAUGCUAGCGGCAUUUGGUUUCAUUCUGCUCCCUUCUUAUUGAUCAUUUUGAAUAAGAGAAUUGUUCAGAGGAAAGAAAAGUUAGUUUAUUCUUAGCAAAAAGAAAAAUAUCAGUCCAUGUAGCAUUUCCAUUGGUUAGGUUAAUUUUAUAAAUCAAAUUGUAAAAGACAUCUUUAGGUAGUUUAACUUCCAAAUUUAGAUUUUGUAGUAAAAAUAUUUUACAAAUCCUUAUUAAAAUCUUCAUGAGAGGGGAGAAAAGCAGGGAAAAAAAUACAUCUAGAUUAAAUAUUCCCUGUUGUGUAGGAUUUAACAUGCAUUGUAAUGGUGGAGAAUGAGAAUCAGAAUGUGCUACGGACUAGAAAAUCAGGACCAGAUAUGGAUUUUUUUUGCUGCCAGUUGCAGUGUAAUGUUAAAAGCAUUAAUUAAAAAAGGCCCCUGUAUGUAUUCUAUAGAUUUUCUUUCUAAAUAAAAACUCGAGAAUCAAGAAUAAGUAUACAUAUAUUGGAAAUAAUAUGCCUGCACUGAUUUCCUGAAUGUAGGGGAACUUGACAGUUUUAUGUUAAUGUGUUUUUUCUUUAUUUAGUCUUUAUUUCUAACUGCAAUUCAUUCAUCUUUAUUUAUUCUGAUUGUUGCUGUGUUGAAAAAUAAAAAAAAUAGGAAUGUUACUGCUCAGGCACAAACUCAUCUCAGAAAUUUACCAAUGUAAAUCCUGUCUAACUCAAUGGGCUUCAAUGGAAUCAAAUGAGCCUCACCCUAGUGAAUGCAAAAGCUGAAAUUUACCAGUAUAGGUGAGGACCUGAUUUGUCUGCCAUUGCAAUUAAAAAUAUGAUAAGUCAUUUAUUACUUGAAAUAAAAUAUAAUAUUGCUUUAUGCUCUAUCGAUUUGUGUGGUAAAGCUGUUAUUAGUUUCAAAUAACCGUAGAGCAGAGCAUGGAGUAGGUGGGGGUCCUGUGUCCAUUUGAUGUCAGUGGAACUCUACAAUGAUUCAAGAGUUGUGGGCAUCCUGUAGUAUCCAUAGUACAAAGCUAUUUAAAUUUGCUCUUUUAAUACAUAGACUUGGGAUAUACACCACAUAAAAAUGCGAUCUUAACAAUACAAUUUAUUUUCUCUCUAUAACGGAAAAAAACUUACCUGGCUCUUCUUUCUCAUUAAGUAGGGACUUUAUGGCAAGUAUCUUUACUUCACUGUUAGUUUUAUUCAUCUUCAUUAGUAAUAUUUGAGAUAAUUUAUUUAUUGUCUGAAAACAGUACAUUUUGAUCAGUGUGUUAUUUUUAAAAUACCAGUCAGUAACAGGUUGAUGGUGUGUUAUAUUGAUUUUUCAUUCUCUUGCUGGGGAUUUUUUGCAGUCACUUAACACUAAGUUAUUUCUUAAAAGCAAAAAUAACAAUCAGAUAAGAAAAAGAGACCUAGCUGGUACUAAAUCUGAUUUUUUUUGUACGUGUGACCAGGAAGACUUAAAGUCCUCUAAGUCAACUCUGAUGGGUACACAAGUGUUACACCAUUGUCCCUUUGGUCAUCGUUUAACUAGAAAACAACAGGUGAUCUCUAUAUGGUUAAGUAGUCAUUUUGCAUAUGUACAAUAACAAGGAAGUCUUCUUCAGUUUCCCUCAUCCACAAGCAUUUCACUGCUUGAUUUUAAUGUCAUGUAAUUUCCUAGGACUGUGUGCACUAUGGCCUUCCAGGGCAUUCUUCAUGCUCUCACUUCAUCUUCAGUGUGCUCAGUCCCUUACAGCUGAAUGUUUGUCUAGGCAUUGGCUAACAGCAGUUUCCAAAGAGGCAAAGAACUAGGAUCUGUCAAUUUGCAAAAACCAGCUAAAAAAGGCAAAUUGUAGGAGACUGUCCUGGAUGGUUUCUGAGUCAUGUCAGAUGAGGUAUGACCCAAAACUGGGGUAGGAAAUGGUUUAAGCUUCUGUUAGCAAGAUUCAUGCUGAGCUUUUGAAGCUGGACAGUCACCAUUUUUCAUGACUCUUAAGGUGUACAGUGAAACGUAAAUGUGAUUCAGUUAAUUGAAUCCUGACAGUCUGUGGGCUAAAUCCUGCAGACAUCUGUACCCACACACCCAAUCUAGGUUUUGGUGUCACUCUUCACUGAAGAGUCUUGGGCAAAUUAGGUUAAACCAGAUGUGAUAUCUGUUUCUUAAUGAGGCUUUUAUCUGAGACGUGGAUGCAUUUGUGUGUAGGUUGGAUGCUGUUUGGGUAUGGAGGUUAGUCCGUACCUAAUGUUUGUUGAGCAGUUUCUUUGGUAGAGUCACUUUUUAUGAGAUACAUUAGUGCUUAUAUCUGAAUAUGAGAUGCUGCACAGUAAGUACAUCUCAAUGAGCAGAGUCACAAAGGGCAGAGUGUUUUGACAGAUUUUGAGCUCUUCACUGCAAGAAACUACAGGAAACAAUGUACCAUACAGCAGAUUUCCUUGCUCCCUGGCAGCAUUUAAUAGACUCUGUGAGUCCUUCUCAGCAGGGUAUUAUUCUUGUCUACACAUCGCAAAUAAGGCUCCAGGUCACCAGUCUGGUAUAUGUGCACUUUGUGUUUGCUUAUACCCAAAAAUAAUUUUGUGGAGAAGGGUGGGAGAAGAAAUUGUAUUUUUUUCCUGAAAAGCAAAAUGGGCUAAAUUUGAAUUUUUCAGGAUUGAAAAAGAAAAAUACAGAUUAUCUAAAGAAUGGUCAGAUUGUUUGGUAAUAUCUGUAUUUAGAAAGUAUUUUACUAAAAGAGAGAGAGAAAAAGCAGUUUUCUAUUUUUAGCAUGCAGCUUUUCAACUUGUUCCAUUCUUGGGUUAGAAUAUGCCCUGGGAGACAAGGGACUCACAUGUACAGCUCAGGGCACAAUUUAGCUGCAAAGAUACAUCCUAAACAUCUUGCUGCCUUUUGUGUGGUAGAAAUUAAAUGCAAGGUUUAAAACAUUCCCUCUCUGCUUGCUUCAAUGGAAGUCAGGUCAGUUGGUGUUCUUCAGGACCAGUCUUUAACCUCCUGUUGAGGUGUGUCUGCAAUUCCAUGAAGUUAGCAACAAGAUUACAAAUGUCAUUCAAGGGGUGAUGUCUUUGGAUGGGGUUAACACUUUGAAGUAAUUGGGGUUCUUAAGAGUUUCUUUCUUAAAUAUUGACAUGUAGUUGCACUGUUUUAUCCUCAUCUUUUCUUUUGGGAUCAGUUCAAUAAAUUGGUAGUUUUACAAAUGUGAUCAGGAGAUUAUGUCCAAAUGUACAGCAAAAAAACUUUGCUUUUAAUUCUUAU
This is a messenger RNA of Falco peregrinus (peregrine falcon), 10569 nucleotides long. RefSeq names its product SLIT and NTRK like family member 4 (gene SLITRK4). The record is from RefSeq and is a predicted model, not a curated record. Lineage: Eukaryota; Metazoa; Chordata; Aves; Falconiformes; Falconidae. Gene Ontology annotation, molecular function: protein binding. The transcript has 2 exons. The coding region runs from base 51 to 2873 and encodes 940 amino acids. Gene Ontology annotation, biological process: regulation of presynapse assembly; axonogenesis; positive regulation of synapse assembly. Gene Ontology annotation, cellular component: membrane; glutamatergic synapse.